GCGGCCAGGCGGACCUAGUCCUGACGCUUGCGGGAAACCGGAGGGCCAGCCUUGGUGGGGCAUCUGUAAAAUGUGACGUGGCUGAACAGGCUUCAGAUGGGUGAUGCCCGAUGCACAGAGAUCGCCCAUCGCGUCUGUGCGAGAUCCGAAGGCUUGGCGGAGGCAGCGUCUGGUGACUUAGCCCCAGGGCUUGCUGCGAAGAGCUCCCUCCUUACAGGGUCUCACACGUGGCACAGAGAGAACUAGUCCACUCUAGGUUGUGACCAUCUUCUGCAUCCUUGUUCUCACAAGUAAGGGUUUCAACGGCUCCGACGAGCUGUGUGGACCAAGCAUUAUCCAUCUACCUUCCUACUGCCCGCCGACUCUGCUUCCACUCCAAUCCAAGUGACUACUUGGGCUCACUGAGGAUAUUCACUUAACUGCUACCUGCUCUAGCCAGGAAAUGGACUCACUAGUUUUUGAUGAUGUGGCUGUGGAGUUUACCCAGGAAGAGUGGGUUUUACUGGAUUUUACUCAGAGGAAACUCUAUAGAGAUGUGAUGAUGGAAACCUUCAGGAACCUAGCCUCAGUUUUUAAACAGGAUGAUAAUGGAGAAAUGUUGUCCAUGAAGAAUGACUCCUGGUCCUCUGUGUUAGGAGAAAUCUGUGAGGUCCAUAAUAUUGAACAACAAAAUAAUCAGGAAAGGCACAUGAGACUAUCUUCAGUAGAGAACCUCUGUGAAAGUGAAGAUGAUGGAGAAGGUAAUCACUAUGGGAACAUUUUCAACUGGAUUGGAACUCUUACUAGGCUUAAAAAGACAACUGAUGAAGUAAAUCCCCUUGAAUGCUUUGAAUGUGGAAGAGCCUUCAUGGACCAUUCAUCAUUUAAGCUUCACAUGAGAUGUCACACUGUAUAUAAACCAUAUCUUUGUAAGGCAUCAAAAGAAGACUGCAGCUUUCCUUCUUAUCUAAAACCUUAUGUGAGAGAUGAACAUUGUAACCACUGUGAGAAAUCUUGUACUUGUUCCCUAAACCACACUAGACAUAUAAGAGCUCACAGUAGAGAUAGGCGUUAUGAAUGUAAGGAAUGUGGGAAAGCUUUUAACUAUCUCUCGAGCCUCACUAGACACAUAAGAACUCACAAUGGAGAGAGGCCUUAUGAGUGUAAGGAAUGUGGAAAAGCCUUUAGCUAUCUCACAAGCCUCACUAGACAUAUACGAUCUCACAGUGGGGAGAAGCUUUUUGAAUGUGUAGAAUGUGGGAAAACCUAUAGUCAUUCUUCAAACCUCACUAGACAUAUAAGAACCCACAGUGGAGAGAGGGCUUAUGAAUGCAAAGAAUGUGGCAAAAGCUUUAGUCUGCCCUCAUACCUCACUAGACAUUUAAGAACUCACAGUGGAGUGAAGCUGAAUGCAUGUAAAGAGUGUGGGAAAGCCUUUAGUUGUUCUUCAUCCCUUACUACCCACAUGCGAACUCACAGUGGGGAGAAGCCGUAUGCAUGUAAGGAAUGUGGGAAAGUCUUCAGUGUGUCCUCACACCUCACUAGACACAUCAGAACUCAUAGUGGAGAAAGGCCUUACGUGUGCAAAGAAUGUGGGAAAGCUUUUAUUUGCUCUUCAUCCCUCACCACACAUAUGCGAAUUCACAGUGGAGAGAAGCCUUAUGAAUGUAAGGAAUGUGGGAAAGCCUUUAGGUUUUCCUCAUCUCUCACCAUACAUAGAAGAUACCACAGUGGAGAGAGGCCUUUUGAGUGUAAGGAAUGUGGGAAAGGCUUUUGUCGGGCCUCACACCUCAAGACCCAUAUAAGAACCCACAGUGAGGAGAGGCCUUAUGACUGUAAAGAAUGUGGGAAAGCCUUUAAGGAAUUGGCUCAACUCACUGGACAUAUAAGAACUCACAGUGGAGAGAGGCCUUUUGAGUGUAAGAAGUGUGGGAAAGCUUUUAGUCGUUCCUCUUCACUCACUAUACAUAUAAGGACGCACAAUGGAGAGAGGCCUUAUAAAUGUAAGGAAUGCAGGAAAGCCUUUAUCUGUUCCUCAUCUCUCACCACGCAUAUGCGAACUCACAGUGGAGAGAGGCCUUAUGAAUGUAAUGAAUGUGGAAAGACUUUUACUUGUUCAUCUUCUCUUACAACACACAGAAGAUCUCACAGUGGAGAAAGGCCUUAUGAAUGUAAGCAUUGUGGAAAAUCCUUUAGUCGGUCCUCUCACAUCACUAUGCAUAUAAGAACACAUAGUGGAGAGAGGCCUUAUGAAUGUAAAGAAUGUGGGAAAGCAUUUAAGCAAUAUUCAAAACUUAUGAGACAUGCAAAAGUUCACAGUGGAGAACAACCUUGUGAAGGUAAAAAAUUUGAAAGAGCCUUUAGUUUGUUCACACAUCUCACUGACAGUAUAAGCUCUCACACUGCAGAGAACCUGCACUGCAGUGAAUUACCAUUAUAUGAAUCUUCUAGCCAUGGUCUGGAAACUCCUAAAUAAUUAUUGCAUGAGACUGUGCAGAUAAGAUGCAUGGCACUGUUGUGGGGAACUGUUCAAUUUUACCGCCCACUAGGUUUUCAAAAGGCCAAUCUCAGAUGUGUAGGGUGUCCUCAUUAAUGUAAAAAAGUCAGGGCAGGAGCAGAGUGCAUCCUAUGGAUGUGAGAUCCCUACAUUUAGAACCUUCUAACCUUAGGAGGCCUUGUUUAGUAAUAUAGGAGUGGUGUGAUAUGCUGGGAGGGACUGAAAGCACUGCAGAGAAAUACCCAGCAACAGAACUAGGAGGCUGGUACAAGGCUGCAUGGUGGGAUGGAGCAAGGUACCCACAGUGGGUGUGUUGGCCAAUCAGAGGAGACAACUAAGUACAUCCAGGCGAGGUGGCCACUGGUAAAGUGGGUUGCCUCCAAUUACUUGUUGGUAUAGCUCGGCUUGUCAAUCUGCAAGAGCUGAGUGCCUUGGGCAGGAGAUUUCCUGGCCCAGUGGGGUGUGCUUUGCACACUCACCAGCAUUGUUAAAGAGGUGUAUCACUUACCUGAACAGGGCUCAGCAGCAGUAAGAUUCUGACUGGUAUCCAGGGGCAGGGGCCAAAAAGAAGCUGUUCUGAUUAAAGAACUGCAUCUGGAGUUGUUCCUACUAUUGCCUCCAUUUUGACUCUGACCCCGAACCUGAAUUUUACCUAUAAUUUCCCUAAUAAACUCCAUUAACUGAA
Echinops telfairi (small Madagascar hedgehog) is the source of this 3161-nucleotide messenger RNA. RefSeq names its product zinc finger protein 791. The record is from RefSeq and is a predicted model, not a curated record. Gene Ontology annotation, biological process: regulation of DNA-templated transcription. NCBI's taxonomy places the organism in Eukaryota, Metazoa, Chordata, Mammalia, Afrosoricida, Tenrecidae. The transcript has 5 exons. The coding region runs from base 443 to 2455 and encodes 670 amino acids.